AUUAUGAGCGAUGGUCUGAAUCGUCUGAAUCUCGUACACUGACGUUUCACCACGAUCCACCGAUUAAAAUCUGGAUUUCUGGAUAGUUGUACUUGUCAACGUAACGAACCAUUGUCGUAGCGUUAUUUUAUUAUGCCAAUGGUAUAGCGAUAACGUUCGACAACAUUCGAUAACGUUCGUAUAUGCAACAUGCCAGAUCCGGAAGGUCUUCAUUUACCCAUAGAUAUAAUUAUACAUAUACUAUCGUACCUAUCUACAUCCGAUCGAAUGUCCGCAAGACUAAUCAAUCAGACAUGGAGAGAGGCAUCGCUCGCUAUGAAAUUUGUAGAUCAAGAAGCAUUAGUUUUUGGUCGGUCGCGUGCAGAUAAUUUGAAUCAAAUAAUGGAUGUAUUACAGCAUUCUACACGGCCCUUCUAUCAUUUUAUUUUUAGAGAAGUGGAACUUAAAAGAAGUAUGCCAGUGUGGGAUCGUUACGGACUACAUAUGAAGAGUCUUGUACUGUUGUGUUGCGAUUUAAGCGAGAAGGCACUUGUAAACAUUCUAAAAUGCUGUCACUCUUUAAGAGUAUUACGUAUCGAUGGAUGCAGAGAAUGUUUAAUGUCUGGCAGACUUUUGGAAGACGAAAACGACAUAAAGGAGCUCUCUGAAACAUUUCAAAAUCUACGAGAACUUAGUCUUGGUUAUAAUCGAUAUUUGAGCGAUGCACUUUUCAACAGAUUAGUUGCUAUUUGCUCGAAUUUAGAAUCCUUAAGCCUUAUAGGCUGUCAAAUAUCUUUCCACAGUGGAUUAUACAAAAAAUUUUAUCCUCAAAACAGGAUAACGUUACCAGAUGCUUCAAAUUCGGUCUUAACUUUUCUGAACGCGUUGCAUUACCUCAAACAACAAGCAUACAAGUUGAAACACUUGAAUUUCGGCUAUACCUCGAUCGAUGGAACUACUUUGGCCACUUUGUCAGCUCUACAGAAUUUAAAACUCGAAUCUUUAAUACUACAAGGAUGUUAUCAGUUGACUAUCGAUGGAAUCAAAGGUCUUACACAAUAUCAAACUUGUUUAAAAGUCCUUGAUAUUAGUUUUUGCGUGCGUAUUACGGAUGCUAGUCUACUUCGUAUAUGUAAAAAUUUGACAAUGUUAGAAACACUCAAAAUAAAAAGGUGCCGUGCAGUUACCGAUAUAGGUGUACAAUAUAUUCGAUUACUCAGGAACUUGAGAGAACUUGACAUCUCGGAAGUUGAACAACUCACCAAAAAUUGUAUUACCCAUGGGCUUUGUUCGAGAUGUGAUACAGAUACCAGUAGUAAUACUACUACUCGUAAUGUAAAAGAAAAGAUCGAUUCGGAAAAUUUCAAUUUUAGAUGCCUUGAUGAUUACGAUAUGGAAAAUAUCAUACAAAAAAAGAACUUGCAAAUGUUCUCUGCAAAUGCAUUACAUCUUCAUGAAGAAUCAAUCGAACGCAUAUCCAGGUGUUUCCCUAAUUUAAAGUUGCUCGAACUUGGUUAUUGUUUUAAUGGCGUUACAGACAAAACAAUACAGAUGAUAUUCAAGGAGCUUGUACAUUUGCAAACACUAAAAAUAAACCAUUGCGAUAAGGUCAGCGAUGCUGGCUUAACGGGUAUGGGUGCUGGUAACCAUGAAACUGUCGAAAAUAUUGAGAUUGUACAUGAACCAGAAGUUACAGAAACUAAACUAAGAAUUAGUUUACGUUCGAGGGCAGAAGAAGAAAUAGUGCGCGAUGCUAAUCGAAAGUGGAAAGUCAUGAAACUCUGCGAAAACGUAUCUAGACCUUUGAACUUGAAAACAUUUUCUGGAUUUUCGUUGAUUAGACUUAAAUAUCUUCGCGAACUCGACCUCUCUGGUUGUAAUAAAAUCACCGAUGUUAGUUUAAAGCAUGCAUUUGCUUUUCCAGAAUUAAGAAUCUUAAAUUUAAGCCAAUGCCAACAGGUAACGCACAUAGGGCUGGAUUACUUAUCUAAGAACAAUCCAGCAAUCGAAGAUUUAAAUCUCAACCAGUGUCAUAAUGUAUCAGAUAUAGGAAUAUCUUAUCUGGCACAGAGACUGCACAGAUUAAAGCGGCUUCUUAUACAGGGGUGUUCGCAACUCACAGACCACACCCUUGACUCUAUCAGAUUGUAUUGCAAGAGUCUUCAUUAUCUCGAUACCCGUUACUGUCUAGGUAUGACAGUAGCUGGGGUCGAGAGUUUGACACAUCUAUACGUCGAUUGGAUCAAACAUAUAGAUGAUAUCGUCUCUCCAGAAAACGAAAUACCUCCUCCACCUGCUCCACCUUUACCGUCAUUACCUUCUUUACCAUAGAGACGACUUCAAUAUUUCCUUUCACAUUUUAAAGACAGGGUAAGAGAAAAUUAAACUAUUACUUAAUGACGACCAUAAAUAUCAUAUAUUUGUUAGAUUUUAUUCAACGAACAAAAUGGGAAACGUGAGAUUGCAAUUUACGAGUAUCUAUUUCCCCAGAAAAUUAUAUUAUCUUAAAUAUUCCUAUGUAAUUGAAUAAUAUUUGAUAUCCUUUAAAAUGAACUAAUAGUUUGGUUCAAUACUUUGUAAUCAUAUUUAAUUUAAAGACCACAAAGUAUUAGAAAAGACAUGAAGCAAACAUAGAUUUUUUUCACAAACUUUUUGCAUCAAAAAUAUCGAUAUUUGACAUUAUAUACAAGAAAAUUGUACAUAGAACUAUAUAAAUAACAAAACAGAUUGUGCUCUUAAAAAUAUUUAUGUAAAAAUAUUUAUAAUUAUUUAUAUAGAAAGAUCAGAGUUUAAAUGUGUAUUAUGACAAGUAUUUGGCAAUGAUAACAAUGCUUUGCUGAAGUUAUUUAUAAGAACAAAUUAAAAAAUCAAGCAAUUUAAUAAAAUAUUUAUUCAUUACUAUUUAAUACGUAAACUAAAAAAGUAAUUGAUUAAGUAUAUUUAUAAAACAUCGAGUGAUAAUGUGAGUUUGAUUACGUGCAAUAAAUUAGCCAAAAACAUUAUUCAAAUGAUAAAAUAUUCCUCACUUAUUUAAACAUAAGGAAGAAGUGACUGAUAAAAAUAUUACUUACAAGUUGUUUUACGAUUUUAGAGCUAGUUUUAUUGCGUCCAAUAUUUAAAAUUUAGUUAAAAUUUUAGUUAUCUGUUGGAGUUUAUCCUUUUGUACAAAAUUUUUAAUAUAUCACAAAAUCUGACACGUACAAAUAGCGUAGCAUCAACUACAUCUUUGUACAGGAUACAUAUUUUGAUUUUUGUUUUUAAUACAAUAUAUAGUUUGAUCCCCUAUGAAUAAAAAAUAACAUUACAUAGAUAUAAUAAAAAUUCGUUAAGACUAAGUUCCGUAAGAUUCUCCAGAAAUUAUGAAUUUGGAGCAAUUUAAAUAUUUGAAAAUUGAGUGGCUUUCAAUUUUCUGUAUUACACUUUUGCAAAUUGUAUUAUUCUUUUAUACCUAUUGGUAUAAGAAAUAGUUCAUAGAAGAUCAAUAACAAUUUUUUUAUAAUAUUCAGAAGAAAGAGGAUCUCUGAAAACUUCGUAUCGUGUAUGACACAUACAUAAAUAACCUAACUGUGGAUUCUAUCUACAAAACUGUAAAAUGUACUUGAAAUUAAUUUGAAAAUGGAAAAAAGUAAAAUACAUAAGAAAGAUAUGGUUAACACUUUACUGCAUAUGGAAUUACAUAAUAUAUGUUACGUUUUCCUAUGAAUUUUUAAUGUAGUAUAAACUUUCUCUUGACAAAUGAUUAUAAAAAAACUUACUUAUUACUAAAUUAAAAUAACAUAUUAAUGUAAUAAAGAUACGCUGUACCAUUCUGAUUACAUUAUCUACUGGUAAACACAAACUUAAAUUCUCAAUUUACUUGUUAGAGGUUCAAGACCAAGAUUUCAGUGUUUAACAGAACAGGAAGUGAACCAUUGUAAUUGUUAACUAUCCGAUGCUGAAAAAUAGUUUGUCAAAAGAAUACUGAAUUUGUAACUAAAACAAAAAUGAAAAAAAACGUUAAACUUUGUUUUUUGCUAAUUGAAUCUAUUUACAAAGUAAAUGUACAAUUAAAUAUUUUUAUAAUCUAAAUAGUCUAUUGAAUAUUUAGUUUUACUAGUAUUAAUCAAUUAAUAUUAACUCUCUAUAAUAGCCAUCAAAAACACGUAGAUUAAAUUUGUAUCAUCUUUCCAUUUCAAAUUAAUACACUUGAAUCUCUAUUUUACAUUACUAUAACGACUAUUUAAUAAUAACUGUCUGAUUCAUUUACAAAAUUCAUUAUAAGUAUCGACAAUACCUUAAUAACUUUACAUGGAGUCUUUAAUGUGUUAACAAUUUUACUAAAAGAAGCAAUCUUUAGAGGAUCAAAUACGAAAAAUUCACUUAUUGGAAGUAAUAGAAUCUUUCACAUAACACUAAAGUAGUGAUAGUGUUUGAACGAGAACACUGAAAUCUUAUCUUGUACUAUCACUUUUGCUUCAAUUAUCCUUAUACCACAGUGAAACAAUAGAUACGAAAAGUAUAAUGAUAUGUUAAACAAAUUUUGAUUUCCAACACAAUGUUCCAACUAUUGUAUGUAUAUACAUAUAUAUAUUCAUAUGCGCCGCAUCGUAUAAUAUUCACUUGUUAAUACUGUGCUCUACACACACUAUAUAAAAAAAUGUUACUGUUCUGUUGACGGACAUGUUUGCUAAAUAUCCUGACAGCAGAAUUCUUUAUCGGCGCGACAAUCUUCUGCAUAGCUUAUGUACAAAUCAAUGAAAACAGGAAUUAUUCCUUCAAUACGUUCUCAUUAGGCUAUUUUUGCAAGAGACAGAAAUACGUUUAACACGUAGUUUAAUCAUGUGAAAAAUUAAUAUCUCUUCCAAUCUAGAGUACACGUUUGGUACUUUUAUGUUGUACUUUCUCCUUCAAGGGAAUUUAAGUAAACCUCUGUGCGUAUUUCAAUUGUUACUUUUCUCUGCACGCUAUAUAUUUGUCACAGGGUUCGCUGCAUCAUACAGUUAAUUAUUAAAACGAAAGGUAUUACCAACGAGGUAAUUAAAAAUCCAGCAGUUUUUCUUCCAAAGCUAAAAUAAAAAAAUAAUUAUAUAUGUAUACAUAUAUGUGUGUGAAUCAUAAAGCACAAAUCUGAGAUAGCAUCAAUCGCUUAUCGUGAAAGAACUUCUUGCGAGUCUCCUUAGUCAAAGAUCUAUUUUCCUUAAAUUAAGAAAUCCUCUGCAUGCUCAGAAGAAUAUCAAAUAUAUUGCAAAAGGUGAAAUGAUAAAAAUUGUUCAUUUCUUUGUUUACAUGUAAAUAGUUACUGAAAUUAAAUACCUUAUUUACAUUCGA
Molecule: messenger RNA, 5286 nt
Organism: Hylaeus volcanicus
Lineage: Eukaryota; Metazoa; Arthropoda; Insecta; Hymenoptera; Colletidae
Product: F-box/LRR-repeat protein 20
Exons: 6
Coding region: 190-2310 (706 amino acids)
Biological process (GO): SCF-dependent proteasomal ubiquitin-dependent protein catabolic process
Cellular component (GO): SCF ubiquitin ligase complex
Molecular function (GO): protein binding
Source: RefSeq, a predicted model, not a curated record